This is a messenger RNA of Acaulospora colombiana, 555 nucleotides long. NCBI's taxonomy places the organism in Eukaryota, Fungi, Glomeromycota, Glomeromycetes, Diversisporales, Acaulosporaceae. The record is from the annotation of a GenBank genome assembly.
GGCUUGAAGCUACGAAUUCGUGACCUUGAGGAGGCUCUCGAGAAGACAACGCAACAAAUCUCCAGCGAGCGGCACCCACUCCUAGAGCCACAUCUACUCCAGAUAGCCCGACCUCAUAUACAGGAGGACCAGGCUGCUCCUAGUGGUUCUCGGAGAAGUAAUGACGACCCUCUCGUCAAUCAAUUUGGCACCAUGCAAGCAACCGCAUUGGCAGAGGUUCACAUGGAUUUCCACGAUGUGGCCGACGACUUCGAACCAGAAUCAGAAUCGAAAGCAAAGUUUGCUCUACCCAUGUCGAUGCUGUAUCCACCUACUGUUUUUGCUGCGAUGGCCCAGCAAAACCUUCCUCCCAAAGAAGAAGCAUUGGCGCUUGUGGAUAUAUACUUUAAAUAUGCUGCGGUAUCGUUAAUGUGUUGUAUAUUCCCAUCAAGACCAGAGGUUGAGUUAAGCAAGACAUAUUAUCAGAUUUCAUGGAGUUUAAAAGUUGCUCAAAGCGUAAGUUACCGUUCCAAAUCCGUGCCGCAAAUCUCACCUGCUCUAGAUUGGACUGCGUAA